AGAAGUAUUAAAUAAAACCACAACAUAAUUUGUUAAUACUUGUCGUGUAUAUUUUUGUAUUAUAUAAAUAAUUUAAAGUUGUUAUAAAUUUAUUCCUUUUGUAGAUGACGAGUGUUCAUUCAGUAACUUCUCACACACAUGACGCAGAUAAAUUCGCAGUAGAAGCCAUAAAAAUUAGAACAGAAAUCAUGAAUGCAGCUGAUGCUAAUAGAGGAAAACCUGGUCAGAUUCUUGCUGAUAAACUGCUCCACUAUCCAGUGCAGGUGCGCGCAGCAACAGGACAACAUGAAUCUCUGAAAAGAUCGAUUAGACGUGUAAAAAGAGGACAAGCACCAAAAGAACCAACAUCAAUUAACGACAUUCCACAUCCACUACCGAAUGAUUACACCACUACAAAUAACUUUUAG
Molecule: messenger RNA, 407 nt
Organism: Ruditapes philippinarum (Manila clam)
Lineage: Eukaryota; Metazoa; Mollusca; Bivalvia; Venerida; Veneridae
Exons: 3
Coding region: 105-407 (100 amino acids)
Source: RefSeq, a predicted model, not a curated record